Molecule: messenger RNA, 990 nt
Organism: Chrysoperla carnea
Lineage: Eukaryota; Metazoa; Arthropoda; Insecta; Neuroptera; Chrysopidae
Exons: 7
Coding region: 47-913 (288 amino acids)
Source: RefSeq, a predicted model, not a curated record
AAAGAACCUCUUCAGAAAAAAUAAAAAAAGUUAAAAAAUUUUGUAAAUGGCCAACAAUAAAAUGAGUACCGCGGUAUUGUUACCGUAUUUAUUAUUAUUAAUUUUCCAGAUUCAUUUGGUUUAUUGUAGUCCGCUUAAUACUAUUGAUAAUGAAUAUCUUGAUAGUGUUCUUUUGAAUAAAAGGCAAAUAUACGACAAUAAUAUGGCAGUACCGUCAAUGACAUCGGCUGAACCAGACGAUUUUGGUUCAGGUUUUGAAUUAAAUAGACCUGGUCUUCAAAAACGAGCAGCGUACGGAUUUGAUGCGAGAAAUCCGUUAUACUUAAAUACAUACCAAGGUACAAAUCCUAAUUACGCAAAUGGUUAUGCACAAAACCCACCUCCAAAUGCAAUAUAUCGUCGAUACAUUGAUCCAUCAGCUGAAGGAGAAGAUUCACAACCUGAAUCCAGUAAUGACGAACCAUCUUAUUCAAAAAAACAAUCGUCUGAAGAGGCAGUGGACGAUGAGCCAGGCAUUGUUGAAAUGUUACUCGAUGGAAUAUUAGGAUCCAACAACGAAGCAGAAGAAAACGAAGAUUCAAAUAGUUCAAACGAUAGACGAAAUAUGCCAAAUAGUAAUGAAAAUUCAUCGCGUCAACCAAAUCAAUGGAACCCAUCAUCAUCAUCUAAAUCCGGUCUUGGUGAAAGAAGAAAUAAUAUGGAUACCUAUCCAGCAGCAAGUCACCGCAGUUCAAGAAGAAUUCCAAGAAACGAUCUCUCGUUGGAUAAUAUAUUGAAAGAGUUAGUGCAUGCCGUAUUUCCAAAAUCCAUAAGAGCUACUGGGCGAAGAGGACUCAGUGACGAUGUCUACUCAACAUUAUUCCACGCAAUUGAUUACGUUGCAGCAUUUGUUAUCGACCAGUUUUUAGAAUAAUAUGAUAUUUGUUCACUUUUCGAUAAUAAAUAUGCACAAUGAUUUUUGCUUGUUACAAUAACCAACUCCUUCCCCCU